Anopheles gambiae (African malaria mosquito) is the source of this 2019-nucleotide messenger RNA. Its product is annotated as brachyurin. Gene Ontology annotation, molecular function: serine-type endopeptidase activity. Bases 690 to 1631 code for a protein of 313 amino acids. Gene Ontology annotation, biological process: proteolysis. The transcript has a single exon. The record is from RefSeq and is a predicted model, not a curated record. NCBI's taxonomy places the organism in Eukaryota, Metazoa, Arthropoda, Insecta, Diptera, Culicidae.
AUAGCAUUGAUUAACAAUUUUAUGAUUUUUAAAGGUGCUCGCAGGAGCAUGCAUGUUGCAAAAUGCCAUACACAUUUCACCAAUAUUAUCGUUUGGCUCUUGAUGUCGCGUUACUUAACGACGAAUAAUCUCACCUUUCCCCGCCCCAUGGAGUACAUUCGCGUGUGGCAACCUUGAAUGUUUUUAUCAAUUUGCACACCAAAACAACACAAGGCACCCCACUCCUUUCCAAAAUUUGCUACCAUUCCCAAUCGGGAUCAACGACACGUGCAGCACUGUACGAUAAACUGGCGGUUGAAGGCCAAAAAUAAAUGCGCCAACCGCGCUGCAGAGAACGAAAGGGAGUGAUGCAUACAAUCCGGCCAAAUUCCAGCCCACUGGCCCAUUGACGAUUGUAAGCUCCCCGCCCCAUCACCCCCAACGGCGCCCGAUUUACGCAAAGCGCACAAAUUUGGCUUAUCGCGCACGCUAGACUGAUAGCAACAAACACAUCGUGAACGAAUAAUGGUCCGUUUUCCCAAAAACCCGCUUCCAAGAAUCGAUUGAGCAGGCUGAUAAGAUGGAUAAGGUGCAUGUACUAUUUGGGAAUUCUUUAUCGGGUUGGGUCAAUCCGCCAGACGCAGUGCGUGCUCUAUAUAUAAAGGCUGCCUGUGUGCUUAUCGCGACAUCUUAGUUUGUUGCUUUACACGAUGAGGAGCUUGAUUGUGCUACUGUUGGUGACCGUUUCGAUUGCGCAUGGUGCGGCGUACAGUGUGCCGUCAACCGUCGAUUCGAUCGAUUGGACACGUGUUAAACCGGUGGAAGAGCUCGACCACUAUUGGGCCCGCUUACCCCCAGAGCUGCAGGUUUACAGGAAUGGCACUCAUGGAACUCAUCCGUCAGGUCGCAUCACCAACGGACUGGAGGCACGUGUAGGACAGUUCCCGUACCAGGCACUGCUGCUGACCGAGUUCGGCAUGUUCACCAUCAUGUGCGGUGGGACGGUGUUGACGCCUAACUUUAUCCUCACCGCGGCACACUGCGUAAUGCUCGAUCAAACGACCAAAGCGACCGGUGGCAUGGCCAUCCUCGGUGCCCACAACCGGAUGGUGAUGGAACCGACCCAGCAGCGGAUACGCUUCGCAACCAGUGGCAUCAUCGUGCACCCUUCGUACACCGCCACCAACUUUCGCUUCGAUGUGGCAAUGGUUCGGCUCAAUGCGCCGCUUCGCUUCAACAGUUACGUGCAGCCGGUACGACUUCCGGCCCGUACCGAUCAGCGGCUGUUCGAUGGAAUAAUCGGCACCGUCAGUGGCUUUGGACGGACGAAUGAUAAGGACGGGAUACUGCCGUCCAUUCUGCGCUACACAAUCAACACGAUCCUGAGCAACGGUGCGUGCGCGGCGCGGUGGGGUUCGAUGCUGGUGGAACCGCACAACAUUUGCCUCUCGGGGGACGGUGGUCGAUCGGCCUGUGUUGGUGAUUCCGGUGGUCCGCUGACGAUCGAAGAGUGGGGUGGCAUCACGUAUCAAGUUGGUGUAACAUCGUUCGGGUCGGGCAACGGGUGUACGGACGGGAUGCCGACGGUGUACGGGCGUGUUAGCUACUUCUUGGAUUGGAUCAGAGCCAACUCGGAUUGCCUCGCUUGCUGAGUGAGUGAGUGAGUGAGUGAUUGUUUGUGUGACUGAGCGACAGCGAGGGAUUAAAGGUGGAUUUUUGUGAUAAGGUUAUGAAAGGUGCUCGUGUUCCUUAGGUGUGCAGAUAGGAGGUAGAUAAUAGUUUGAAAUGCCAGACAGUAUGAUACAGUAGUUUGCAGAAGGUCAUAUUAGGAGUCUAUUUUAUAGUGAAAGAAUAGUUCUUAUUAGUAGCAUUUUGGAAUGUAAAUUGCAUAAAUGUAGGCGUUGUAUCUGAUCGUAUACUCAAUAAAAUAGCUAAAUUUUGUAAAAAAAAGCCUUUUUAUUGUUUAGAGUAAUACAGUAAUCUCUCAAAAUGCAACCGCCACCUCGCAACAAGAAAUAAACCAUUUAUUUUUAAUCAACA